UCACAACGACCUAACUACAGAGAUAUGAUCCCUCUCUGUGUGAUCCGCUCGGCCAUGUUGUCGGCUCUCGCAACGUGGCGGCGAGCGUGCACACGUGCUUCUCUCUUCUGCAAGGUCUCUUUGUCAUGUCGCAGCCCGAAAAUCCCACAUUGAAGGAGGUUGAGGACCUGACUAAUGGCAUUUGCGCGGAAUAUGAGCCCACUGUCAUCAGGCUUGAGGCUACCCUCACAGAACUCUUGAAGAAUCAAGAGGUAGUGAUAGACUCUCUGGAGGAGGAAAACCGUCGAUUCACUGAGGUGGAAUUAGAAAGCCAGCAGCUUGAGGCCAUGGUCAGAAACCAUACCCUAUCUUAUGAGGACCUGACUAAUGGCAUUUGCGCGGAAUAUGAGCCCACUGUCAUCAGGCUUGAGGCUACCCUCACAGAACUCUUGAAGAAUCAAGAGGUAGUGAUAGACUCUCUGGAGGAGGAAAACCGUCGAUUCACUGAGGUGGAAUUAGAAAGCCAGCAGCUUGAGGCCAUGGUCGAGAAGACGAAAUUCUACAUAGCCAAGCUAAGCACCAUCAAGAAAGACAUGGUGAGCCUCCAGGAUCGAGCAAGUCGGCUCAGAAAGCGGGCGGUGAAGUUGCAGGGGGCCAAGCAGAAAGAAGCUCAGCAGAAGGAGAAGGAAGCGGAGAGAGAACGCAUGCUUCUGGCCAAGAUGACCCGCAGCACUUCCGGAAAACUCUCCGAGGACCAGGGAACUUGACAAGAUGAUCCACGAGGGCAUGAGGAGUGCCUCGUCUGUGAUACUAUGGUGUGCUUCUGUGACCUCAUGCUAUGACUUCCAUUGUGUCAAUGUUAGUGCCAUUCCCAUCAUAUGCUUUAAUAACUGUAUUAAUCUUGUGAUUUUUGUAAUGUAUGAUCAUGCAUCUAAGAAUGGUUCAUUUUCAG
This is a messenger RNA of Darwinula stevensoni, 931 nucleotides long. NCBI's taxonomy places the organism in Eukaryota, Metazoa, Arthropoda, Ostracoda, Podocopida, Darwinulidae. The record is from the annotation of a GenBank genome assembly.